UCAGUCGCAAAUUGAUGAAUUUAUUUUUUCGGUCGUUGAUGGUUGUGCUGGUGCCUCCUGGGUUGAUUAUUCCAGUGGGUAAUCAUUCAGAUGUUCAUUCGACACCAGCAUUUUGUAAAAAUUGUGUAGUUUUAUGUGUUGUAAAACAGUGAUUGUUUGAUUUCUGGUUAUCAUAGCCAUAACAAUUCUCAAAAUGGCUAGUGUCUCGUAUCAAAUUGCAAAUCUUCUCGAGAAGAUGACAUCUAGCGAUAAAGACUUCAGGUUCAUGGCUACUAAUGACUUGAUGACUGAGUUACAAAAGGACAGCAUCAAACUUGAUGAUGAUUCUGAAAGAAAGGUAGUAAAGAUGCUGUUACGUUUACUGGAAGACAAGAAUGGUGAAGUCCAAAAUUUAGCAGUGAAAUGCCUUGGUCCUCUUGUAAACAAAGUAAAGGAAUAUCAAGUAGAAAGCAUUGUCGAAACUCUCUGUGCUAAUAUGCUCUCAGAUACGGAACAACUACGUGACAUCAGUAGCAUUGGAUUAAAAACUGUAAUUUCAGAGCUUCCUUUAGGCUCUAAUACUUUAGCUGCUAAUGUUUGUAAGAAAAUUACUGGACGACUGAGUAGUGCUAUUGAGAAGCAAGAGGAUGUGUCGGUCCAACUGGAAGCAUUAGACAUCCUAGCUGACCUGUUGAGCAGAUUUGGUGGACUGCUCAUAUCUUUCCAUCCAUUGUUGCUAAACUCCCUACUGCCUCAACUUGCUUCUCCUCGCCAAGCUGUACGUAAACGCACAAUAGUUGCAUUGUCCCACUUGGUCAUGUCCUGUAAUGCAUCUCUGUACAAUAAACUCAUUGAUCAUCUUCUGGAAGGACUGGGAUCCUCUACGUCUUCCAGUGUCAGUCGUACACACAUACAAUGCAUUGCUUCAGUAUGUCGUCAAGCAGGUCAUAGAUUUGGAGAGCAACUGUGGCGUGUCGCUCCACAAGUUCUGGAACAUUCUAACGAUGCUGAUGAGGAGCUGCGUGAGCACUGUCUUCAAGCCCUGGAGGCGUUUGUUUUGAAAUGCCCCAAAGAAGUGCAACCUCAUAUUCCAACGAUUAUUGAUCUAUGCUUGAAAAUGAUCACAUACGAUCCAAACUACAACUAUGAGGAUGAGGAAGAAGAUGGUGGUGGUGAGGAUGAAGAGAUGGAGGAUGAAUCUUUUGCUCCAGACGCUGAACCCGAGUCCGAUUCUGAAGAAUAUUCUGAUGACGAUGACAUGUCUUGGAAGGUGAGACGCGCGGCUGCCAAGUGUUUAGAGUCUGUCAUUGCAACGCGCCAUGAGCUUUUAUCGGAAAUGUAUCAAUCUGUAUCCCCAGCUUUGAUUGCGAGAUUCAAAGAGCGCGAGGAGAAUGUGAAGUGCGACAUCCUGAGCGCUUACACCGCUCUGCUGCGCGCCACGCGGCCCCCGCCCGCGCUGCAGAUGAACAUGGCGCCUGCUGCCGACUCCCCGCAAGCACUGUUGAUCCAGAGGGUUCCCGGCGUAGUGCGUGGCGCCCUGCGCGUGAUUCGCGGGCGCAGCGUGCGCGCUCGAGGCUGCGCGCUAGCCUUGCUGCGUGAACUGCUCGCUGCCGCGCCUGGGUGCCUCGCCGACCACGCCGCUCGCGUCGUGCGCGCUUUGACACCUGCGCUUACCGACAAAAGCACAGCAUCGUCCAUGAAGAUCGAGACGCUGGUUUUCGUUGUGUGCCUGCUCCGCGGGCACGCGGCGGGCGCCAUGCGGGCGCACGUGGCGGCGCUGACGCCGGCGGUGCUGGCGUGCGUGCACGACCCCUUCUACAAGGUCACGGCCGAGGCGCUGCGCGUGCUGCAGACGCUGGUCAAGGUCAUCCGGCCGCUGGAUACUCUGGUGUUCGUGGUGUGCCUGCUGCGGGCGCACGUGGCGGCGCUGACGCCGGCGGUGCUGGCGUGCGUGCACGACCCCUUCUACAAGGUCACGGCCGAGGCGCUGCGCGUGCUGCAGACGCUGGUCAAGGUCAUCCGUCCGCUGGAUAACAUCGAAAUGAUCGAGGGCUCCGACGAGGUCCACGUGGAGCCGCCGCCCGAAGAGCUGCAGCAGUUCAUCCCGGCCAUGUACGAGUGUACUUUAGUGCGUCUGCGCGCCACCGAUAUGGACCAAGAGGUCAAGGAACGCGCCAUCGCUACUUGCGGACAGCUCAUCUGCCACUUUGGGGACUACUUGCAGAACGAACUUCCAGUGUGCCUUCCAAUAUUCUUAGAGCGACUGCGCAACGAAAUCACACGCCUAACUACUGUUAAGGCUCUUACUAAAAUAGCUUCAUCACCUUUACGCAUCGAUUUACGACCUAUUUUGUCUGAUGUGGUGCCAAUCCUUGGCUCUUUCCUGAGAAAGAACCAACGAGCUCUGAAAUUAUCUACCUUGGUGUUGUUGGACACACUAGUCCAAAAUUACAGUAAUGAUAUCAGUAUAGAAUUACUUAGUAAGGUGCUAAUGGAGGUCCCGCCGCUUGUGUGCGAGUCGGAUCUACACUGCGCGCAAACAGCGCUCGCUUUAGUUCGAGGCGCAUGCGUCCGCUGUCCUGCCGCGCUUACGGCCGAUGCCCGCCAGGCGCUCACGCCCAAUAUCCUCGCGCUAGCCAAGUCACCGCUGCUGCAAGGCGGCGCCCUGAAGGCGAUGCUGAGCGUGCUGAGCGCGCUGGUGGCAGCGGACGUGGCGGGCUGCUCGCGCCGCGAGCUGCUGGCGCUGCUGGUGGCGCCCGUGCACCGCGUGCACGACCACAACGCCACCGCGCACCACAUCAAGCAGGUGACGCACAGUAGCGCAGGCGAUGCUGAGCGUGCUGAGCGCGCUGGUGGCGCCCGUGCACCGCGUGCACGACCACAACGCCACCGCGCACCACAUCAAGCAGGUGACGCACAAGUAGCGCAGGCGAUGCUGAGCGUGCUGAGCGCGCUGGUGGCGCCCGUGCACCGCGUGCACGACCACAACGCCACCGCGCACCACAUCAAGCAGGCGUUCCACUCGCUGGCCAAGUGCGUGGCGGCCGUGGUGGUGGCGGGCGGGCAGGCGGAGGCGCUGGAGGUGGUGCGCGGCUUCCUGCGCGACGCCGCGCACCCGCCCAGCGACCCUACACAUAUGUUUGCACUGCUCGCACUCGCUGAGAUUGGGCGGCACUUAGAUCUAAGCUCGAUCCCGAACCUGAAGGAGGUGCUGCUGAACUCGUUCACUCCCUCCUCCGAGGAGGUGAAGUCCGCCGCGAGCUACGCGCUGGGCUCGGUGGCGGUGGGCAACCUGCCCGAGUUCCUGCCCUUCAUCCUGCGCGAGAUCGAGGCGCAGCCCAAGCGGCAGUACCUCCUGCUGCACUCGCUGAGAGAGAUAAUUUCAUGUGAAUCUUGCACACCUGAAGGUGUAGAAGCGCUUAGACCAUUUAUCCCUGAAAUCUGGGUGCAACUAUCUAAACAUUGUCAAUGUGCCGAAGAGGGAUCCCGGAAUGUUGUUGCCGAAUGCUUAGGAAAAUUAUGCUUGUUAGAACCCCAAGACUUAUUGCCGCAUUUGAAAGAGUUCCUAAAAUCGCCCGAGCCACUGACUAGAACAACCGCUGUAACUGCCGUCAAAUUCACUAUCUCGGAUCAGCCGCAAGCCAUCGACCCUUUGCUCCGCGCGUGCAUGGCCGAGCUGUUAGUGCCGCUGCGCGACCCGGCGCUGGGCGUGCGGCGCGUGGCGCUGGUGGCCUUCAACUCCGCCGCGCACAACAAGCCCUCGCUCAUCCGCGACCUGCUGCCCAGCGUGCUGCCCACCAUCUACAGCGAGACCAAAGUCAAGAAAGAGCUCAUCCGCGAAGUAGAAAUGGGUCCAUUCAAGCACUCGGUCGACGACGGUCUGGACUUACGCAAGGCAGCCUUCGAGUGCAUGUACACACUGCUCGGCAGCUGCCUGGACCGCCUCGACGUGUUCGAGUUCCUGCGCCACGUGGAGGACGGCCUGCGCGACCACUACGACAUCAAGAUGCUCACCUACCUCAUGUGCGCGCGGCUGGCUCAGCUGUGCCCCGCUGUCGUGCUGCAGAGGCUAGAAAGCUUAGUGGAGCCUCUUAGGGCGACGUGCACGAUGAAGGUGAAGGCCAACUCGGUGAAGCAGGAGUACGAGAAGCAGGACGAGCUCAAGCGCUCCGCACUGCGGGCGGCCGCGGCGCUGCUGCAGAUACCCGAAGCCGAAAAGAACCCUCACCUGAUGGACUUCGUGACGCAGAUCAAGUCGUUCCCGGACCUGCAGCCCAUCUUCGAGGCGAUCCUGAAGGACGCCAGCGGCGGCGGCGUGGACGCCAACCUCAUGGACCAGAGCUAGCGCUAGCCGCGCGCGCACCUCCUACGCCUCCUCACAUUUACUUUAGUUUAUUUCGUUGUUUGGUUUCUAUACGAACCGGUACUCACUCAUCUGGCUUAUAUUGUAAAAACAUUCGAAAUAGACAGAUGAUACAACAUU
This is a messenger RNA of Ostrinia nubilalis (European corn borer), 4462 nucleotides long. RefSeq names its product cullin-associated NEDD8-dissociated protein 1 (gene Cand1). The record is from RefSeq and is a predicted model, not a curated record. Gene Ontology annotation, biological process: protein ubiquitination; SCF complex assembly. The coding region runs from base 194 to 4324 and encodes 1376 amino acids. Gene Ontology annotation, cellular component: nucleus. Lineage: Eukaryota; Metazoa; Arthropoda; Insecta; Lepidoptera; Crambidae. The transcript has 26 exons.